UGCUUCAUGAUUUAAUUUCGAAGCUGGAUCCUGAUUCAUAAUCUCUGCCUCAUAUUAUUGUUUACAGCAGUUAAUUAGAACAAAAUAUUCACUUUAAAAUCGAUCUGUUUUGUGCAUUGCUGACCCAAUUUGUAUUACAGAGCUGACCAAUCUUGAAAGGCUGUUCUCCAGAGAUUUUCAAUAUGUUGUAUUACUAAUUUUGAAUCUAAAUGAAAAUAGCAUAAGAAAUACAAGCUUCAAUUGCUCUUGGGCCAUAAAACAAAGGUAUUAAUAAGUACUUAGGUUAUAAAGUCAGGCUGCCAAGAUCUAUUUAUAAACACCCUGAUGUAAACAAGUAAUGUGACAAUAGAGGAAAUUCCAAGCGUCACUUGUUGCAUUUCCUUGUUACAAAAAUUCCCAACCAAAGAGUAUAUAAACAGUUGACAGAAUCCCAAAAGCACACCAGUUCUUCAUUAUCAUCACAACAUAUUCCGCAGCAAAGUUAUCUUAUAAACCAGUGAUCAGCAAUGAACACUCUCAAGAGACUUCUCCCAGUAGCUUUGCUAUCAUUGAUAGUACUGAGCAUGUUUGGUAAUUCGCUUUCAGCAGCUAUGACAUACGGAGACUGCUGUCUCGCUUAUUCAAAGAAGCGACUGCCACGAAAAUUAAUCUCUGGCUAUGUAGAGCAAAAAUCCAAUGAAAUAUGUGAGAAAGAUGCAAUUAUAUUCUACACCAUCAGAGGAAGAGCAGUGUGUGCAGCUCCUGAGCAGCAAUGGGUGAAGAAAGCAUUGUAUUUUUUGAGCAAAAAGCUGAAAAAAAUGUCACAAGAUUGAGCCGCGUCUCGAGGAAAGAAGUUGGCUGCAUUUAGCUGGAUUUAUUUCACGAAACCUUUCUGCACAGUAUCUGUGCCCAGACAAUAGAAGUUUGUUAAAACUUCCAUAAUUUGUAUCACUCACAUUUGAUGUGUAAGCCACUUUAUUUUUAGUAUGUUCUACUGAACUUAAUGAAGUAUAUUCUUAUUUAUUUUUUGCUACAUCGUUCUGGUUGUGAAUUAAAUGACAGUGAUUGUAAUAUAAUCACCUGUAUGUGUGUUCAGUCAAUCUAAGCUUGACUUAUUGGAAAGUGAAACGUAAAGAGGAAUAUCUCCGAGUUUAAAUGUCACCAUGUUGCUUGCCACCAUUGUUGUUAUACUCAAAUGUCAGUGAAUGAAAAAUAAAGAUAAUUAUUUCAGUUUUGUUCUUCAGUAAUUUAUUUUAUGAGAUCUUGUUUGCCUCACUAACGGAAACCCAAAUAAUGAUAAAACACUUACAGCAUUGCCACAAGAGCUCAACACAUACACCUUUCCAAGUCAUGAGAUCUGUCAUUACGCCAACCUAAAUGAAUCUUCAGAGAUUUUCAUUCAUGUGGACUUCGUUCUUAGAUGGCACCAGCCAGAAACAUGAAUGCACAGCCCUUGUGAAGUCUAAUUAAGCUUCAACAAAUAGGCUUCAGCUGAGAAUCUAUCUCAGAUUGUCCUGGAAGUGACUUUCCAGACUGCCGCUCUGAGUUGCACAUGGGAUAUUAGUUGAAGGAAUGAAGAGUGUAUGUGAGAUGUGGGAGGGAUGGGUAGGAUGAGGAGCUACAGGAAGAUUCACUGCAGUGGGAAGUGCUUGACUGUAACUACAGUAUUUCUGAGACAUUUACAAGUGUAGUACUAACCCACAGGCUGAGACCUGGUCAGGAUGUUGCUUUCUUUAUGGAGGGGACUCCACAGACCUUAGAAUUACUGCAGGGGCCAGUUCCUUCAUGAGUGACCUUCAAUCCACAGACCACACGGCAAGGAUCAAGAUCAUGAAGUAGAAACAACCAACUACACAUGCUGGAUACACACAAGGACACAAAGUGCUCAGCAGGUCAGGCAGCAUCCCUUGUAUGGGCGGACAUCGCUUUUAAACCAUGGGGGGGGGACAC
This is a messenger RNA of Leucoraja erinaceus (little skate), 1929 nucleotides long. Its product is annotated as C-C motif chemokine 20-like. Bases 507 to 812 code for a protein of 101 amino acids. The record is from RefSeq and is a predicted model, not a curated record. Gene Ontology annotation, biological process: positive regulation of GTPase activity; chemokine-mediated signaling pathway; cellular response to type II interferon. Gene Ontology annotation, molecular function: chemokine activity; CCR chemokine receptor binding. Lineage: Eukaryota; Metazoa; Chordata; Chondrichthyes; Rajiformes; Rajidae. The transcript is spliced from 4 exons. Gene Ontology annotation, cellular component: extracellular region.